This is a messenger RNA of Paracoccidioides brasiliensis Pb18, 195 nucleotides long. RefSeq lists its product as uncharacterized. The record is from RefSeq and is a predicted model, not a curated record. The transcript has a single exon. The coding region runs from base 1 to 195 and encodes 64 amino acids.
AUGGAGCCAACAAAGGGCAAAAUGGAAUGGUACACCAAGCUAGUUCUCAACAGCGUCUUACGUAUUUUCUAUACAGUUCCGAAACACGUAUUCUUCAUGCAAAAUUCGUCCGACUUCCCCAAGACCGCGAGCGGGAAGAUCCAAAAAUUCAAGCUUCGUGAACAGGCCCUCGUCUUACUGGAACGCGAGGAAUGA